AACCAUCUGAACUUUGCUUGCCCUAAGAUGAUCAGGUUGAGUUCAGAAUAUGUAGCGAUCCUAAAAGCCAAUUCGAAGCGCGAUUUGAAGAUGCUGUUCAAGGAUUUCAAUAUCCCUGGCACGACUGAGGAUGGACUCAUCAGAGCCUAUGAGCAAGUAACAGCCAAAAAGGUGCAGUGUUUAUUCAUAGAUUCGGUGAAGGUGAGAUGA
Molecule: messenger RNA, 210 nt
Organism: Phytophthora sojae
Lineage: Eukaryota; Oomycota; Peronosporomycetes; Peronosporales; Peronosporaceae
Exons: 1
Source: RefSeq, a predicted model, not a curated record